AUGGCAUUCUUUCCAGGAAAGAAACCAGUACACUUCACCAGUACGCUUAUUAUUGAGAAAAUGGUUUACAAGCGCCACUAUAUGCAUCUCAUUAUCAUUGUCUUCUCGGCAAUUUUGACUUCCCGGGGUUCCGCGUCUACUGAUCCGGCUGACGUCACAGCUCUCCGAGACCUAUACAAGGCAUUGAACCGGCCGCCGGUAUUGGAGAAUUGGAGUCUUGGAGAUCCUUGUGAGGAAUCUUGGACAGGAGUAGCAUGUUCUGGGUCGUCAGUCAUACACCUCAACAUUCAAGGAUUCAAUCUCACAGGACAUCUCGGAAGCCAGCUCCAUAAUCUACAUAAUUUGAAGAUGAUUGAUGUCAGCUCCAAUAACAUAGCAGGGGAGAUACCAUUCGGCUUGCCCCCGAACGCCACACAUAUGAAUCUGAGCCACAAUUUGUUAUCUGGACCCAUUGGCAAUGUUUUUACAGGCCUAGAUAAUCUCAUAGAGAUGGACCUUUCAUAUAACACUUUCACCGGGGAUCUGCCCAGUUCAUUUGCUUCCUUGAAAAACCUUACUAGAUUGUUCUUGCAAAAUAAUAACUUCACUGGAUCAGUCACAUAUCUUGCUGACCUUCCACUUACAGAUUUGAACAUUCAAGGUAAUCUAUUUAGCGGCAUUAUUCCCCAGCAUUUUCAGUCCAUACCAAAUUUAUGGAUCGGAAGCAAUAGAUUCCAUGCAGAAGCCAAUUCUCCUCCUUGGGUUUUUCCUUUGGAUAGAGCACCAGUUGUAUACAACUUUAGUCGCACGCCCACGACUCAGGCAAAUGCCAUCCAGAACCAUUCAUCUCGCAAAGUAAGUGGCCACAAGAAAAAACUUAUGAGUGCUGGACAAGUAGCUUUUAUGGUUGGUGGGGGAACGCUAAUAGCUACCGGUGUAGCCCUCUUCAUUGCAAUCCGUUUGAAUCGAUUGAGUGAAAAGAGACUCAAAAGCUUUGAAAGCAGGCACAGCUCAUUGCAAUCUCAUCCAACUAACGCAACCAUAGAAACCUUUCCUACCGCGCCAGAAGAAAGCCCACGAACCCCGCCAUUCAACUCUGCAUCCCUUUUGGGUCCAAGGCUUUUGCCUCCCCUGCUCCAUAACAGAGCAGAGGACACGUCAAGAAGAAGUUUUUCCAGAAGACGCAGAUUCUCCGGAAGGACGAAAGUUUACUCAGUGGGAGAGCUUCAAUUAGCUACAGACAGCUUCAGUGAAGGCAAUUUUCUCGGGGAGGGAUCCCUGGGUCCUGUUUACAGAGCUUUGUUUCCAAAUGGCCAAACUCUGGCUUUGAAGAUUAUCAACAUGGCGGGCCUGUCUUUCCACGAAGAGGAAACGUUUUUGGACGUCGUUUCCACCACUUCCCGUCUGAGGCACCCCUAUAUCGUUGCGCUUAAUGGUUAUUGUAUGGAGCACGGGCAGCAUCUUCUUGUUCACGACUAUGUUAGAAGCUUAACUCUGGACGAUGCUCUUCACAGUGACGCAUACAAGCCUUUAUCUUGGGUCCUCCGUCUCCGUAUUGCCCUUGGUGUUGCUCAGGCUCUGAACUAUUUGCACUCGACAUUCUCCCCUCCUGUGGCCCACGGCAACCUGAAGGCUGCCAACAUCCUUCUCGACGAAAAUCUGACGCCCCGCGUCAGUGACUGUUGCCUAGCUAUUUUGAGACCGCUAACGAGCAACAAAGUCAAAGGUUCUGAGCUUGCAACUGAAGACGCAGGCUACAUUGCACCAGACCACGGCCAACCAGGAAUUAGCAACACACGGAGUGACGUUUAUGCCUUUGGGGUGUUGCUUCUGGAAUUAUUAACGGGACGGAAACCUUACGAUGAUUCGAGGCCAAGGGAGGAACAGUACCUUGGGAAAUGGGCAUCAUCGAGGCUUCAUGACAAUGAGAGUUUGGAACAGAUGGUGGAUCCAGGAAUUCAAGGGACUGUUUCAGCCAAAGCUCUUUCUCGUUAUGCUGAUAUCGUCUCCCUCUGCAUACAGCCCGUGAAGGAAUUCCGACCUCCAAUGUCGGAGGUGGUUGAUUCUCUUAUAAUCUGUUCACAAAAGUUUAACAAGGUCAUGUCCAGGAGUGGAGGUGCAGCAGCAGAUAUUUCCGACUUGGAUCCCCUUGACAAGUCUUUCCGUUCAACCAAUACUCGCUUUCUGGGUUCCCCCGCUUACAGCUACGUUUCCGCCUGA
Neltuma alba is the source of this 2199-nucleotide messenger RNA. Its product is annotated as protein STRUBBELIG-RECEPTOR FAMILY 2. The transcript is spliced from 14 exons. The record is from RefSeq and is a predicted model, not a curated record. Gene Ontology annotation, biological process: protein phosphorylation. The coding region runs from base 1 to 2199 and encodes 732 amino acids. NCBI's taxonomy places the organism in Eukaryota, Viridiplantae, Streptophyta, Magnoliopsida, Fabales, Fabaceae. Gene Ontology annotation, molecular function: protein kinase activity; ATP binding; protein binding.